AUGUUCAAACCGACUUUAUCUCUGUUGUUAUUAUUCUUAAGCAUAUUAGUAUGUUUUGCUGAAAUCGAACGUGACUCCUCAGAAAAAAAAACUUGUGGAUAUGAGUCUUGUCCGAAAAUAGAUCCGAACAAACUAAAUGUUCAUUUAGUACCACAUACACACAGCGAUCCUGGUUGGUUAAAAACAAUCGAUCAAUAUUAUUAUGGAAGCAAAUCCUACAUUUUCAAAGCAGGAGUACAGUAUAUUAUUGAUGAUGUUAUUCAAGCUUUAAAACGUGAUCCUGCUCGGAGAUUUGUGUAUGUUGAAACUUCAUUUUUGUGGAAGUGGUGGCAGCGUCAAGAUGAUAAAACCAAAGAAGAAGUUAGAUCACUUGUAAAUGAAGGUCGUUUAGAAAUUAUUGGAGGAGCAUGGAGUAUGAAUGACGAAGCCACAACAUAUUAUCAAUCAAUUAUUGAUCAAUCCACUUUGGGAUUUAGACGUUUGGAUGAUAUGUUUGGCGAAUGUGCUCGUCCUAAAAUCGGUUGGCAAAUUGAUCCCUUUGGUCAUUCUCGUGAACAAGCUUCUUUGUUUACUCAAUUUGGGUUUGAUGGAAUGUUUUUCGGUCGUUUAGAUUAUCAAGAUAAAAAUAAUCGUUUACUCAAUAAAACUGCUGAGUUUAUUUGGAAAGGCAGCUCGAGUUUAGGGGAUAAAGCUGAUUUAUUUACGGUAAUUUUGUUCAAUGGCUACUUAGCUCCUCCGGGAUUUUGUUUUGAUAUACUGUGUUUAGAUGAUCCUAUUAUCGAUGACCCGGAAAGCCCAGAAAAUAAUGUUGAAGCUAAGAUAGCUGAUUUUGUUAAUUAUUGCCAAGAACAAGCAAAAUAUUAUAAUACAAAUAAUAUAAUUCUGACAAUGGGCGAAGAUUUUAGUUAUCAGAAUGCAAAUAUGUGGUUUUUAAAUAUGGAUAAGCUUAUUAGAUAUACAAAAGAAAUGUAUGGAUCUGCAGUCAACGUAAUCUACUCAACACCUUCGUGUUACUUAAAAUCUCUACAUGACGCGCAAUUGUCCUGGACAACAAAAUCAGAUGACUUUUUCCCGUACAGUAGCGAUCCUCAUGCUUUUUGGACUGGCUAUUUCACUUCUCGACCAACAUUCAAAUUUUUCGAGCGAAUGGGCAACAAUUUCCUUCAAGUCACUAAACAAUUGUCAGUUUUGUCAAAACUAAUGGACAGCCAAGGUUUGACUCAUUUCAAAGAAGCGAUGGGUGUCGUGCAGCAUCAUGAUGCCAUAACAGGAACAGCAAAACAACACGUAAAUGACGACUACGAGAGACGUUUGUAUGACGGUUUUAUGUAUGGCACAAAUAUCGUGUCCGAUGCUCUGUCAAAAAUGUUAAGAAUAGAUCCUCAAGCUCCGGAAAUUGAAUUCAAAUCAUGUUUACUAUUGAACAUUAGUUCCUGCGUCUUUAGUGAAACAUCAGGAAACUUGGUCCUUACGUUAUACAACCCAACAAGUCAACCCAUGUCAACAUACGUCCGAAUACCCGUCAAUGGAAACGCUUAUAAUGUGAAAGCUUAUACUGGUGAUGAAAUAGUAACACAAUUAUUACCAAUUCCAGAAUUUGUACGUCAGAUACCAGGAAGAAUAAGCAAUUCAACAAGCGAAUUAGUAUUUCGUGCUAUUGAUAUCCCUGCUUUGGGUUAUCAAUCGUUCUAUAUUACAGAAUUAUCAUCGAAUACAGUUGAAGAAAUCAGUGCAGCAUCGGAGUCAUCAAUUGGUAAUGAUUUAUACGACGUCAGUGUUAACGAACUCGGUAAUGUUGUUAUAGAAUGGAAAAAUAUGAAUUUACAAGUUACCCAAUCAUUCCAUUAUUACGAGGGCAUGGAAGGAAAUAAUACUGAAUUUAAUUAUCGCGCGUCAGGAGCUUAUAUUUUCCGUCCAAAAGAAUCAAGGAUUCAUGAUUUUUCAUACUCAGGAAAUCACAAAUUUUACACUGGACCUGUAGUCAAUGAGUUGCAUAUAACAAUCAACGAUUUCAUAGGACAAAUAGUACGUGUUUAUAAUUUAGAAAAUAAAAUUGAUUUUGACUGGGUAGUAGGGCCUAUUCCUAUUGAUGAUAAUGUUGGAAAAGAAGUAAUUACUAAAUAUACAAGUAAUCUUAGUUCGAAAAAGACAUUUUAUACUGACAGCAAUGGUCGACAAAUGAUGAAACGUGUGCGAAAUUAUCGUCCCACUUGGGAUGUUAGUUUAGAAGAACCAAUUGCUGGUAACUAUUAUCCAGUUACUACUAAAAUUUAUUUGGAAGACGAGGAACAAAAAAUACGAAUGAGUAUUUUGAAUGAUCGGGCUCAAGGAGGUACAAGUAUGAUUGAUGGCGAAUUGGAAGUAAUGUUACACCGAAGAUUACUAAAUGACGAUGCUUUUGGAGUCGGCGAAGCUCUAAAUGAAACAGCUUUUGGUUACGGACUCGUUGCCAAAGGCACACAUUCACUUCUUGCCAGCAGUCUUGAAGAUUUAUCAACAGUUGCAUUGGCUGAAAAAUCAGAAGCUGUUGCUUUGGCAUUAAGACCCUGGUAUUUGUUUUCUCCCUUCGCGAAUCUAUCGUUUAAUCAAUGGAAUAGCUAUUACUCUAUGCAGGGAAGCAGCUUGCGGAAUAAGAUACCAGAAAAUCUUCAAAUUCUAACUCUUGAACCGUGGAAAGAUAAUACAAUUUUAUUGAGACUUGAACAUUUGUUUGAAAAAAACGAAGCUGGAGCUUUAUCACAAAGCGUUACUAUUGAUCUUGCGGAUCUUUUUGCAAACCUUGAAAUAGUUUCGGUAAAAGAAACUAGUCUUGGUGGAAAUCAACCGAUUGAAGAAGUAAAUCGACUGCAGUGGAAAUCAAAUGAAGUUGAUGAUCAAUCAUACGAUUCUAAUCGUGUGAUUGAAUCAGAAGAUGGCGGUUUUGAAGUUACUUUAAAUGCCACGGAAAUACGUACUUUUAUUUUGUAUGUUAAGUUCUAAUCAGAUAAGUGAACAUAAAUUUAUACACCGAUGAAAUUUAAUAAAAUACUAAUGAUACGAAAUA
Microplitis demolitor is the source of this 3043-nucleotide messenger RNA. Its product is annotated as lysosomal alpha-mannosidase. The record is from RefSeq and is a predicted model, not a curated record. Gene Ontology annotation, cellular component: lysosome. NCBI's taxonomy places the organism in Eukaryota, Metazoa, Arthropoda, Insecta, Hymenoptera, Braconidae. The coding region runs from base 1 to 2979 and encodes 992 amino acids. The transcript is spliced from 10 exons. Gene Ontology annotation, molecular function: carbohydrate binding; alpha-mannosidase activity. Gene Ontology annotation, biological process: mannose metabolic process.